CAGGGAUGGGCGGCUUCUUUGACCACCAGGGGGGGCAGGAGGGCAGCCAAAGUUAGGGCAUGUACAACGGGCGUCGGUAUGCCGUCUACAAGAGGUAGAUUUUGCAAAAAAAAAACACCUCAGCACAGGAAGACGACGCCUCGCGAGGCGACGGCGCGGGCUCGUUGCCCAACGCGAGGAGACGACAACACUGCCCCGUUGUGCGUUGUGCUCUGGCUCGUCGACGGCAACCAAGGAUCAGGUGCGGAUGACCACAGUUUUGCCGUGAGGGAGGUCGUUGCUGUAGGGCCGCCCGCCGAUGUCGUCGGAGCGGAGGCCGACCGCGGCACCGCCAGCGCUGGCUGCCGUGCCGCAAGCCGAGCUCGCCGCCCGCCUCGACCGCCGAGCUCGUCGAGCCGACCACGGCACCGCCAGCGCUGCCUGCCGCUCCGUCGCGCCUUGCUGCCUGCCUCGCCGAGCCGCGCCGUGCCGCCAUCACGCCGGGGGCUCCAUCGGCCACACCGCCACAAGGGCUCCACCGUCGUGUCCCCCUCGCGGCCAGGCGGAGGCCCCGGCUGGCGGUGUGCCGGGCGGAUCCGGCCUGCGCGAAGGCGUGAGCGCCUGCGGCUCCCGGACUUGAUCUUGUGAGCCAUGGUGGCAGCAAUCCACGGUACGAAUCGAAGCUUUGCUUCCACCAUGCCGCUAAUGCGUCGCUGGCGAAGCUCGCUGCCGUCGGCCGUGAAGCUCGCUACCACCGCCACCAUCGAAGCUCAGGCCGCCUCCCACUCCUCCCAAUCAGGUCAGAUACGAUCCACCGUGUUCGGCUGGUGGGUAGGCCUCCAGGUCUAUAGUAUUUCUCUCUCACACCACUCCAGCUCCAACCUCCAGCCACCAGUCAGGUAACAGUGUUUUUCUCUCAUACCACUUCAGCUCCAGCCUCCAGCUCCAACCUGCCGAACGCUGUGAUAAGAUAUGGGUGCUUCUGUGCUGGGCUGUUGGUCCCACACGUAAGCGGCAGUAGAUAGAUGAAAUAGCACAUAUUCAUUCAUGUUAUGUUCAAAAUUCUCUUAUAAUUCUUUCAGGCACAAAUGAUUUAUUUGCAUGUAAUUUAUUUACAUCCACAAAUAAUUUUUUUCAUGUAUGUCACAAAAUAAUACAUAAAAAUCUAUUUCACAUGUUUGAUUAUCACGUUUUAUAUGUCUAGCCAUGUAUUAAAUAGUUUGCAGACAGCCACACAGACACACCAUUGUACAAGUUGUCUACUUUAUUAUAUGUGUAUGGUAUUCUAGACAUAUAUAGACGGCAGCUGUCUAAUCAUUGUACAUGCCCUUAUGGUGCGCCAUUAUGACUCUGUUCUGCUCCAGCGGCCUCCAGCCAGCCAGCAGUGUAUUUCUCACACACCACUCCAGCAGUAGUCUCCAGCAUCAACCAGCCAACAGUGUUUUUCUCUCACACCACUCCAGCAGCAACUUCCAGCACUAGCGAAGCGAACAUGCCCGUUUGGCUAGUUUGGCUAUGCCUCCAUCCGGGUUAAAGACAGGCACUAAUUAAUCAUUAUUAUUGGGUGCUCUAAUCAUCAUUAGGUGCCGGGGGAGGAAAAGAUCCCUGGAGACCCGGUGAGAGAGUGUUGCUCCCCCUAGACUGUCCCUCCAGUUUUCUUUUCCUCUCUGGCUCUCUCCACAGCCGCAACGAGCAGCAUCUCCUACACUCCACUCUGCCCCGCCUGCUUCCAUGAGGGCCAGCUGAGGAAGAGAAGGCGGGGAUCCCUCCCCGUUCGUUCCCCUUGGCGUUCCGUCCCCCCAGCUCGUCUCCUCGCUCGCCUUUCCGUUCCUGGCGGCGGCGACGGCUGGGCGUGGCCGACCAGCGGCGCCCUCCGCCGGGCCCUGUGCCGGCGACGAGCACCCGCCAGGUUUCAUCUAUGGGGCAAGAUACUGGCUUGAAACGCGAGGAUCAUUAUGGAUUGGGAGCAGGUCCUGGAAUAUUGCAGACCCCUCGCUGCAGCAAUGAAGAAAAUGAGAGUCGAAACAGAAGAUACCAUCAGUUGAAAUGCUCAGAGAGCAACUCAGGGGAGUCACGCCUGGACUACGUCCCAAAUUUCCACUGCAAGAGCUUGCCAACAAGAAGGCGCAAGAUGAGUGUAGAACAAAGCGCUGUGGGGAAGCGUGGCUCUAUGUACCAGAGCUCUAGUGAAAUUAGCAGAAUAAAAAAGAUCCAGGAGGGCAGGAGGAAAAUAGACUCUGCAUUUGAUGGGGAUGCGUUUCUGUUAUUUGACAUUGUUGAUGCAUCCUCUCGGCCGAGCACAAGCGGAGCUUAUCUGCAUUCCCACCGGAAUCGGAGGUCGGGGGCUAAGGCUUCUGUGGAAACUAGUCGUAGGAUUAAUCGAGCAUCAAAGGACUUUCUGGACCUUUCAUUCCGCGAGCUUCCUGAUGAUAAUUUUAAUCUAGAUCGACCACGCUUGGACAGUACUUUGUUGAAAAAUGAAGGAGGUGAUGGUUUUUUGGAGAUUUCUUUUGAGAAAGAGACCACAGAGGGUGGCCCUUGCAGACAUGCAGCUCCUGACUUGCUAGACGCUCAGUCAGGUAAAUGUACUGAAACAAAUUACCAACCCAAGACCAGUGGAUGUCCCAGUGAGAAUAAUUGUGGUGAGGAGGGGAGAGAUUCAGCAAGCAGUUCCAAAUCAAUGUCGGCGAAAGUAAGCUCUUUUGAUGGUACCUGCCCAUCUGGCAGCGUUCAGCAUCAUAUCAUAGAGAACAACGCUAAGGCUCGAUCAAGCCCCUUCAAGAAGAUGUUGGACCCAAUCAUGAAGUCCAAAUCUCGUAGGAGUCCGUCUCUCAUUGAAAAGGGAGAUCCCAACUCUAUAACUGGGACAGGUAGCAGGAAAAAUUCAAUGUCCUGCAAAUCAUUGUUGGGCGAUUUUUCAAGAACUGAACAAGCAUCUAAUUGCCAGUCCAAUGGAGAAAUACAGCAUAUCACAUCUGCUCUUUCACCUGCUCAUCUCCAAGCAGUUCUUAGAUUGGAUUCCAAGAAUGGUGUACAGGUUUUAGAAUUUUGUGUUGAGGGCCUGGAAGAAUCCAUUUCUGCCCGGAAUUGGAAAACUGGAAAUGAGUUGAACUCUACCUACACCUUCCAUAGUGGUGGUAAACGAUCCAGUGCUGCUGGAAGGAUCUCCAAAGAUGGAGGGUGGAAUUUACCCCCAAUUGUAGGGCAGCUGCAGGUUUCAUCUUAUUUAUGCUCUGAAGUUGGAAAAGAUGGUAGGCUGAAUAACUCUGUCAUUACCGAAUUUGUUUCGUACGAUAUUGCUCAUGCAAGGCGAAUUGUGGAGAAGACUCAAUGUAUAGAGACGCCUCAACAGCCACUGUGCAGUACCGUUGAUAGAUCAAUCUCUGGUGAAUCUCCACAGAUGCUUAAUCCGAUGGGCCACAAGAUAGGAAGAAAUAACUCAGAUGUAUCAACAUCUUGCCCAUGGUCUGAAGAAGAUCUUUAUCCUCAUUUGGAGAUCGCAGCAACUGUAAUAGAGGUUCCAUUUAGUAAAGAUAAGUCCAAGGAAAUGAAGAAAGGUUCCUCUCCUUGUACUGUCAAAGUGGUUACACCUAGUGGACUGCAUGGUUUACCGAGCGAAUCAGGAGCCUUCCCAUCUCCUUUGCUAGAUAGAUGGAGGUAUGGUGGGGGCUGUGACUGUGGUGGAUGGGACAUGGCUUGCCCCAUUGGUGUUCUUGGCAAUGCCUAUGAUGAUAACUGGGCUGAGUCAAUAACCACAAACGCAAAACAUCCUAUGGAGCUCUUCAUUCAGGGUAGCAAAGAAGAGCUCCCUGCCCUUUCCAUGAAGGCGAAUGGGAAAGAACAGUUUUUGGUGGAUUUCCAUGCACGGUUAUCAGCAUUGCAGGCAUUCUCAGUUUGCAUCUCUCUGUUGCACUGUUCUGAAGCUUCGAUAGCAUUCAGUCUUGAGAAGGGGAAGCACAAGCUGUAUUCCAGCUCACACAAGUUGCUCCUUGAGGAGGAUGUGCGGCGCCUAAUUGAGGCAGUCACCGCAGAAGAGAAGAAGCAGCAGAAGAAGAGCCGGAGAGAAAAGGCACCUCCAUCUGUUGUGCUUGAUCCACCUUUUUCUCCCAUUGGAAGAGUAUAGGCAUCAAUACCGGUCGAUUUGUCUUGGUGUUCAUAUUUUUUUGAUUGAAGGGGCAAAUUUAUGUUGUUCAUAAAGAUGGAGGUUGCAUGUAGUCUUAGAUUUUGUACUGUUGAACUCUCGAAUAGAAGAGAAGUUUAGGAGCAGUUCCAUGUACCGGUUUGAAGAACAUAAGUAGAUGAAGAAAAGGUGGCCGUCGCUUCUGUAUGUAACAUCACUCACUCACUUGAAACAGUGUAGCAUAGUAUAGUGUUGGUUCUGCAUUUCUGAGGUUUGAAA
Panicum virgatum (switchgrass) is the source of this 4378-nucleotide messenger RNA. RefSeq lists its product as uncharacterized. NCBI's taxonomy places the organism in Eukaryota, Viridiplantae, Streptophyta, Magnoliopsida, Poales, Poaceae. The coding region runs from base 1898 to 4102 and encodes 734 amino acids. The transcript is spliced from 3 exons. The record is from RefSeq and is a predicted model, not a curated record.